This is a messenger RNA of Artibeus jamaicensis (Jamaican fruit-eating bat), 6364 nucleotides long. It is a transcript of the gene TNFAIP8L1, whose product is annotated as TNF alpha induced protein 8 like 1. The transcript has 3 exons. Bases 100 to 660 code for a protein of 186 amino acids. The record is from RefSeq and is a predicted model, not a curated record. NCBI's taxonomy places the organism in Eukaryota, Metazoa, Chordata, Mammalia, Chiroptera, Phyllostomidae. Gene Ontology annotation, cellular component: cytoplasm. Gene Ontology annotation, biological process: negative regulation of TOR signaling; regulation of apoptotic process.
CCCCUCGUGGUUAUCAAGCGCGAGUGCUGCGGUCCCUUGGAGGCAGCGGGGCGAAAUCCAGGUGGUCGGACCCACGACUGGUCCCAAAGAGCAGGGCCGAUGGACACCUUCAGCACCAAGAGCCUGGCUCUGCAGGCCCAGAAAAAGCUCCUGAGCAAAGUGGCAACCAAGACAACAGUGGCUGUGUUCAUCGACGACACAAGCAGUGAGGUGCUAGAUGAGCUGUACCGUGCCACCAAGGAGUUCACGCGCAGCCGCAAGGAGGCUCAGAAGGUGCUCAAGAACCUGGUCAAGGUGGCCGUGAAGCUGAGCAUCCUGCUCCGAAGCGGCCAGCUGGGCGGGGAGGAGCUGGCGCUCCUACAGCGCUUCCGCCAGAGGGCGCGCCGCCUGGCCAUGAUGGCCAUCAGUUUCCACCAGGUGGACUUCACCUUUGACAGGCGUGUGCUGGCCACUGCCCUCCUCGAGUGCCGGGACUUGCUGCACCAGGCCGUGGGCCCGCACCUGACCACCAAGUCCCACGGCCGCAUCAACCAUGUCUUCAGCCACUUUGCCAACUGCGACUUCCUGGCCACACUCUACGGCCCAGCCGAGCCCUACUGCUCCCACCUGCGCCGGAUCUGUGACGGGCUCACCAGGAUGCUGGACGAGGACAACAUAUGACCGCUGUCUACAGUUUUCCUGCUGGGGGUUGGGGAGUCGUGAGGUGUCCUGCAUAGUGGUUAGAGAUUUAUGUGACUUACGAAGUGAUCACUCCGAGAAGUCCAGUCCCCACGUGGCUCCACCCUGGUCGUCACAGUGCUGUGGCCGUAUUCCCUGCGCUGCAUUUUACACCCGUGACUGCUGGGACCUGCUAGUUUGCACCUCCCUCCCAUCGGCUUUCACACGCAGCCUCCUGCUCCCUCCCGUCAAGAAGCUAUCAGUUUGUUCUCCGUAUCUACGCCCAUUUUGUUUCUUAGACUCCACCUGUAAGUCAUACAGUAUUUGUCUUUUUCCAUCUAAAUUAUUUUACUUAGCAUAAUUCCCCUCUUGGUCCAUCCAUAGCGCUGUAAAUGGUAAGAUUUCAUUCUUUUUUAUGUCUGAGCAGUAUUCCAUUGCAAGUAUCUAUCACAUCUUUAUCUGCUCGUCUCUCAGCGGACACCCAGGCUCCUUCCAUAUCUUGACCGCUGUGAAUAAUGCCGCAGUGAACGUAGGGAGGCACCUAUCUUUUUGAAUUAGUGCUUUUAUUUUCUUUGGCUAAAUACCCAGAAGUGCAGUUGAUGGAUCAUGUGACUGCUCUGAUUUUUUAAAAAAACUUCAUCCAGGGACAUUUUUUCCCAUUGCUUUUAGAGAGAGAGGAAGGGAGAGAAACAUCAAUUUGGUUACCUUCCACAUGCUCCCCAAGACCGGGCAUUGGACCUGCAACCUAGGCACGUGCCCUGACCAGGAAUCGAACCUGCAACCUUUUGGUUACAGGAUGACAUUCCAACAAACUGAGCCACACGGGCCAGGUCUACUUUUAAUUUUUGAGGAAACUCCACACUGUUUACUAUAGUGGCUGCACCGAUGCUCAAUCCCACCCUCGUGCACCGUUGGCGGGGCUUCUCCCCCCACACUCGCGCCAGCGUGUUGCUGGUUGGCGCACUGACAGCCACUCUGACCGGGGAGGGGGUGAGAUCUCACUGCUUUUGAUUCACGUUUCCCCGAUGAGUAGUUGAAGGUGACCAUCCCUAUGUCCUCUUCACUGAAAUGUCUACUUGGGGUCUCUGCCCCUUCUUAAGUUGGACUGGAUGUUGUUAUUGCCCAGUUCUAGGUGUACACCCUUGUGAUUGAUGAUUUCAAUCAUAAAUUUACUGAAGCUUGUUUUGUGGCCUCAUGCUGUGGACUACCCUGGAAAAUGUUCCAUGUGCACUUGGAAAGAAUGUAUAUUUGGCUGCUUUUGGGCAAUAUACCCUAAAAAUAUCAGUUAAGUCCACUAGUCUAAUGAGAUAUUUAAGGCCAGCUUCUUGUUGAUUUUGUCUAGAACAGGGGUGUCAAACUCAUUUUCACUGGGGGCCACAGCAGCCUCAUGGUUGCCUUCAAAGGACUGAAUAUAACUUUACGACUGUGUAAACGUAACUACUUUAACAGUUAAGUGAGAGCUCGGCGCUGUUGCCGGGUAGAAACAAGGUGCCGGUGGAUAAAACAAGGUGGAGGCCGGAAUGGGCCCGCGGGCCUUGCAUUUGCCACCUGCCCUCCAGAAGAUCUGCCCAUUGAUGGCAAUGCGAUGUUAAAAUGCCUGUAACUACUGCAUUACUGUGGAUCUCUCUCUUACGUCCAUCAAUAUUUACUUUAUAUAUUUAGGUACUCCUGCACUGGGCACAUAGAAGUUUACAAGUUAUUUCCUUUUGUUGGAUUGGAUUGAUCCCUUUAUCAUUAUGAAAUGUCCUUUUGUUACAGCCCUUGUUUUUUUUUUAAAGAUUUUAUUUAUUUAUAUUUUUAGAAAGUGGAGAAGGGAGAGAGGAGGAAAGAAACAUUGAUGUGAGAGAAAAACAUCAACUGGUUGCCUCUCGCACAUGCCCCAUCUGGGGACCGAACCCCAAACCCAGGCAUGUAUGUGUCUUGACUGGGAAUUGAACUGGUAACCUUUCGCCUUGCAGGAUGACACCCAACCAACUGAGCCACACCAGUCAGGGCUACAGCCCUUGUUUUAUUUUAUUUAUUUUUAAAAGAAUUAAUUCAUAAUUUAUUUUUAUAGAAAGGGGAAGGGAGUGAGAGAGGGAAAAAUAUCGAUGUGUGGUUGCCUCUCACAUGAUGCCCACGCUGGGGACCAGGCCUGCAACCCAGGCGUGUACCCUGACUGGGAAUCGAACCAGCAACCCUGUGUUCACAGGCCAGCACUCAGUCAGUCCACUGAGCCACACCAGCCAGGUAAAGCCCUUGUUUUAAAGUCUAUUUUUUCUGAUAUCAGUAUUGCUACCUUAGCUUUUGUUUUUUAAUUUCUGUCUGCAUGAAAUCUCUUUCCCAUCCCUUUACUUUUGGUCUGUGUGUAUCCUUUGAUCUAAAGCGAGUCUCUUGUAGACAGCGUGUGUAAGAGUCUUACUUUCUCAACCAUUCAGACACCCUAUGUCUUUCGAACGGAGCAUUUAGUCCACUUACAAGUGAGGUGCAGUCAAACCUCGGCUCUCGAACGUCUCCCAUCUCAAACAGAUCGGCUCCCAACCAAGUUGUUCAUGGAAAAAAUGUCUCAGUUGUUGAACCAGACUUUGGCUCUCUACCCGACAACCCUUUCAUGCUGAUCCCUGGGAAGAAUGAUUCGGUUUUCAAACAAAUCGCUUCUCAAAGAGGCUUCCAGAAUGAAUGAAGUUUGAGAGUGGAGAUUCCACUGUAAUUAUCCAUGGGCAUAUAAUUAUUGCUAUCUAAUUUUCUGAUGGUUUUUGUGGUUCUGUUACUUUAUUCUCUUGCUCUCUUCUUGUGUCGGUGACCCUCUCUAGUGCUGUGUUCGGAUCCCUGUCUAUUUCUUGGACAGCUCUUGGAGAUUUUCAUCUGUGGUUAUUGUGUACUUCACACAUACCAAGCUAUGAUUACAGUGGUCUGUUUUCAGCUGAUGGUUGCUUAAGUUCGAACAAAUUCUAAAAACUACAAUUUUCACUCAACUCCCCCCAUAUUUAUCUUUUUGACAUUAUUUUCUUCUCUUGUGUCUCCCUUAAUUUAUUGCUGUAAUUACACCUAAUCCUACUUUUGCCUUUUAACCUUUGUAUGAACUUUAUAACUGGCUGACCCACUGCUUUUACUGUUUGCCUUUGCUGGUUAGAUAUUUUUCUGUCCUAUAUACAUAUUUUUAAACUUUUAAAAGAUAUAUUUUAUUUAUUUUUUUCAGAGAAGGGAAGGGAGGGAGAGAGGGAAACAUCAAUGUGUGUCUGCCUCCCAUGUACCCCCUACUGGGGACUCAGCUGGCAACCCAGGCGUGUGCCCUGACUGGGAAUCGAACCCAUGACGCCCUGGUUGGCAGGCCACAACCCAUCCACCGAGCCACACCAGCCAGGGAUUCUUUUCUAUAUUUUCUUUUUCAUAUAUAUAUAUUUUUACUUAAGACCCUUUAACAUUUCUUUGAAUACUGGUUUGGUGGUGAUGAACUUCUUUAGCUGUUUCUUGUCUGUGAAGCUCUUUAUCUGUCCUUCAGUUCUACACGAUAGCCUUGCUGGGCAGAGUAGGCUCGGCCAUAGGUCCUUGCUUCUCAUCACUCUGAAUAUUUCGUGUCAACCCCUCUGGCCUGCAAAGUUGCUGUUGAACAGUCAGCUGAGAGCCUUAUGAGAGCUCCCACAUAGAUAACUGCUUUUAGAAUUGUCUUCAACCUUUGGCAUUUUCACUAUGAUGUGUCUUGGUGUGGGCCCUUCUUUGUGACUCUGCUUCCUGGAAUUGUACGUCUGCUUCCUUCACCAUGGUAGGGACAUUUCCCCUCAUAGUUUUUCAGCUCCCCCUCCGCCCCCCACCCCCGUACCUCUGUGCGGCAGAUGUUGGUAUGCCUGAUGUUGUCCCAAAGGCCCCUUAAAGCAACCUCAUUUUUAAAAAUUCUUUUGUUGUUCCAAUUGGGCAUUUUCUCCUACUUUCUUACAAAUCGCUGAUCUGACCCUCUGCCUCAUCUAAUCUGAUAUUGAUUCCCUCUAGGUAUUCAUUUUCGUUUUUGAACUCUGAAUCUGACAGGUUGUCUCCCUUUCUUUUUCUUUAGAUUUUAUUUAUUUAUUUUUAGAGAGAGGAAGGGAGGAAGAGGAGAGAAACAUUAAUGUGUGGUUGCCUUUCAUACACCUCCAACUGGAGACCUGGCCUGCAACCCAGGCACAUGCCCUGACUGGGAAUCAAACUGGUGACCCUUUGGUUUGCAGGCUGGCAGUGAGCCACACUAGCCAGGGUGGUUGUCUCCAUUCCACUUAGUUCCUUUUUUUAAAAAGACUUUAUAUUUAGAAAGGGGGGAGGGGAGAGAGGAAGAGGGAGAGAAACAUUGGUGUGAGAGGGAAACACUGAUUGGUUGCCUCUUAUAAAUGACCUGCCUAGGGACUGAACCUGAAAGCCAAGCAUGUGACCUGACCAGAAAUUAACAUUUCGCUUUGUGGGAAUUCACCAAACCCAGUGAGCCACACUGGUCAGGGCUUCAUGCAGUUCUUUCUCUGGAGUUGUGUCCUGUUCUUUCAUUCAAGGUGUUUGUCUUCUCAACUCGGCUGCCUUCCUGUGAUUGUUCCUGUGUACCAUGUAGCUCUGCUAUGCCUCCUGUGCUUGACAGUGGCCUUAUCCAGCAGUUGUCCUGUGGGGCCCCAUGGUGUCCUUGGCCACCUGAGCUGAAUGCCCUGGGCGGUGUCCCACGUGGGUUGAGUUGUCCUCCUGUUGCAGCUGGGCCUUGACUGCUGCUGCUGUGGGGGGUUGACCUUCAGGCUGAUGUGCUGUGAAGGCUGGUCACAAUACAGCAGGUGAGUUGUAGUGUGAGGGAUGACUUUGUGGGACAGGAGUCACUUUAGCAAGGCUCUGGUGAGGCCAGGCACUGGGUGUUUUUGAUCUCGAGCCUCCUGGGAGGGGCUCCAACACAGGCCAAGUUCAGUGUGACUUAUGCCAGGCCUUGGGGCUCCUUGGUGGGAGCUACAGUGCUCUAUGGUUGGUGGUCACUGGUACCAGACUGGGGCCCUCUGGAGGGCACUACAAUGGACGCCGAGGCCCGCUGCCACUCGUGUCAGGUUUGUGACUGCUUAGUUGGAACUAUUUCCUACUCAAGAGUGGGGCCACCUGAUGGGAGUUAAACUUCAAGUUCAGCCUGGUCAUGGCUUGUGCUGGGCUUGGGGCCUCUUGGCAAUUGCUAUAAUGCACACCAAGGCUAGCCACUGCUUUUCAGGAUUUGUGGACCUUUGAGAAGUCUGUAGCACAAGCCUAGGCCAGCUACCUCUGAUGUGGUUUGUGGAUUUGGGGGGAAAUAUGCAGUGUGAGCUGAGGUAGGCUGUGUGUGUGGAAAAGCUGCUGGAAGCAGCCCCGGGUGGGUGAGCAAGCGGGGUGGGGUGGGGUCUCGGCAUCACCAAGUGGGACGGACGGUGUGAGCCAGGUGAACAGAGCACAGUUUUGGUGCCUUCCUGAGCCAGCCAGUGGGGUCGGGGUCGGCCAGGGCUCCACAAGAGCAUUGGUGUCUGCCCGAACUCCCGUCUCCAGAGCUGUCCCACUCCCUGCCCCAGUAGCCUCAAUGAAAUUAGCCAAUUUAGUUAUUUUCCACGUGUCCCUGAUGCUUUUUGAACAGCGGCCCCAGCUGUGGAUUUUAGUGAGUUUGUGAGCGAGUGAGCCUGUUUUCAAGCCCUUUAGGAAAAGCACCUGAGCCCUGGCUGGUCUGGCUCAGUGGAUUGAGUGCUGGCCUCUGAACCAAUCCCCUCUCUGGACA